CUCCUUCAUGCUCACCUCGUGUCCUCUUUUCUUUCUCUCUCUCUCUCUCUCUCUCUCACAACCUCAAACCAACAAAAAGAAAAACAUAGAGGAGAGCAAAUUCUUAAGCCUCUUCUUUCUCCAUAACAAUGGCUGCCUAUGGAAGCUUUCACCGAAUAUUCGACAACCCAAGACAAAACAACUCCACAAAGUCACUUCUUGAUACUCUCUCCUCUACUUCACCUUGGAACCCAAGCAAAGGGCUCCACGUCACCACCCACCACCACGACGAAACGCCACCGCCGUAUACAGAGAUAUUCGGUGAGCUUCAUUUCAGGGAAACAUCCCAUUCUUCUUACGAGAAAACCUCAACCGAGAACAGCAGUCUACAGCUGUGUACUGAAGGUUUAGGGUCAGAGAGCUAUUACGGCUUGGAAGACGAAAAAGUCAACUGUAAAGGAGAAGAAGAAGUUGAUGACGAGAUGAUUCAUGUUAAGGGUAAAGAUGAGGGAAGCAGCUAUGGAGAAGAGUGGGAACCACGAGGGAAGGAACGGAGAGAGUAUCCUCCGGCGAUGACGAGGAUGAGCUUCAAGACGUAUAGGAAAGAAGGGAGGCUUGUGUUGGAAGAAGUUAGGAUUCCGAGGAGAGAGUUUCUACGAGCCAGUCGUGAAGAUGGUCGACUCAAGUUGAAGUUGGUUCAGCCUGAGGAGGAAGACCAUGACGAAUUAGAGGAAGAAAAUGGAAAAGAUAAGCAUGAGGAAGAGCAAUAAUUUUGCGAUUUCCCACAGAAUUUUUAUCCCUUAUUCCGCAAGAUCAAAAUGUAAAAGCUUCUUUAUGCGGUUUUGUAGGUAAAAUCAUGCUUUUGUUGCUCAGUCGUAUGUGGAGUUUUUAUCAUUUACAACUACUCUAACCCUUAUACAAUCUACAAUGGCAAUAAAUUUUUAUUAUGAAGAAGUUAUAUAUAGU
Camelina sativa (false flax) is the source of this 945-nucleotide messenger RNA. RefSeq lists its product as uncharacterized. Lineage: Eukaryota; Viridiplantae; Streptophyta; Magnoliopsida; Brassicales; Brassicaceae. The record is from RefSeq and is a predicted model, not a curated record.